Messenger RNA from Cucumis sativus (cucumber), 2287 nucleotides. RefSeq lists its product as uncharacterized. The record is from RefSeq and is a predicted model, not a curated record. NCBI's taxonomy places the organism in Eukaryota, Viridiplantae, Streptophyta, Magnoliopsida, Cucurbitales, Cucurbitaceae. Gene Ontology annotation, molecular function: zinc ion binding. The coding region runs from base 348 to 2132 and encodes 594 amino acids. The transcript has 3 exons.
CAUAUACCCCCAAAUGCCUAACUAAUUAACACCAUACCCUUCUUCCCACUGUACUCUCCCACUACGCCUCCUCUCUCUCUAUACUCUUAUCUCGCCGUCGUCUCAUCGCCGCCGCCGCCGCCGCUUCCACCGCCACCUCGUUCCUCCUCCACCUCCUCCUUUCCAGUGUUGUUAUCCUAAAAGAGGCAGUCCGAUAUUAGAAGAAAUUGAACUACUGUUCCGUUUUGUGGAAAGUGUUGGAUUCUGCGUGCUAAUUAACUACUUAGCUUUCGGUGUACCACACCAGUAAUACUAGUUCAAACGUGCAGAAUCAUGUGAUGCUGAUGCUUUAGUACUCUUAUGAAUAAAUGGCUGAUCACUCUUUAAUUGUGUCAGAGACUGCACUCAGUCUGGUAGAUCACACUCUGGUGAUUGGACAAGAAUUUCCCGAUGUUGAAACAUGCAGAAGAAUGUUGAAAGAUAUUGCUAUAGCUAUGCAUUUUGAUAUUCGAAUUGUUAAAUCUGAUCGUAGUCGGUUUAUAGCCAAGUGUUCCAAGGAAGGUUGUCCAUGGCGUGUGCAUGUAGCGAAAUGCCCUGGAGUUCCAACCUUUACAGUUAGAACCUUACAUGGUGAGCAUACUUGUGAAGGUGUUCGUAAUCUUCAUCAUCAGCAAGCCUCCGUGGGAUGGGUUGCCAGAUCUGUGGCAGCACAAGUAAGAGAUAAUCCACAGUAUAAACCCAAGGAAAUCCUUCGGGAUAUCCGUGAUCAGCAUGGAGUUGCUGUAUCCUACAUGCAAGCUUGGCGUGGUAAAGAACGUAGCAUGGCUGCUCUUCAUGGAACUUUUGAAGAAGGGUAUCGUCUUCUUCCUGCAUAUUGUGAACAAAUAAGCAAAACAAACCCUGGAAGCAUUGCUUCAGUUUUUGCAACAGGACAAGAAAAUUGCUUCCAGCGCCUGUUUAUUUCUUAUCGUGCUUCGAUAUAUGGGUUUAUAAAUGCCUGUAGGCCGCUUCUUGAACUUGACAGAGCACAUCUUAAAGGAAAAUACCUGGGAGCUUUACUCUGUGCUGCGGUUGUUGAUGCGGAUGACUCAUUGUUCCCAUUGGCCAUUGCAGUUGUCGAUGUGGAGAGUGAUGAAAAUUGGAUGUGGUUUAUGUCAGAAUUGCGGAAGCUUCUUGGGGUAAAUACUGAUAGCAUGCCAAGAUUGACAAUACUAUCUGAAAGACAAAGAGGCAUCGUCGAGGCAGUUGAGACACAUUUUCCUAGUGCCUUUCAUGGAUUCUGUCUGCGUUAUGUAAGCGAAAAUUUCCGUGAUACGUUUAAAAACACGAAGUUGGUUAAUAUUUUUUGGAAUGCUGUUUAUGCUCUCACUGCAGCUGAAUUUGACAGCAAAAUUGCUGAAAUGGUGGAGAUCUCUCAAGAAGUUAUAACGUGGUUUCAGCACUUCCCUCCCCAAUUGUGGGCGGUAGCAUAUUUUGAAGGUGUGCGAUAUGGCCAUUUUACAUUAGGGGUUACUGAGUUGUUGUAUAAUUGGGCACUCGAGUGCCACGAGCUCCCCAUUGUGCAAAUGAUGGAACAUAUCCGUAAUGAGAUGGCAUCUUGGUUUAACGAGCGGCGUGAAAUGGGAAUGAGAUGGACCUCCAUUCUUGUACCCUCUGCUGAAAAGCGGAUUGCGGAGGCAAUUGCAGAUGCUCGUUGUUAUCAAGUACUUCGUGCGAAUGAAGUUGAGUUUGAAAUUGUCUCAACUGAGAGGACAAAUAUUGUGGAGAUACAUAGUCGCGUGUGCUCCUGUCGUCGUUGGCAACUAUAUGGACUCCCUUGUGCUCAUGCCGCUGCGGCUCUAAUGUCCUGUGGUCAGAAUGCUCAUCUAUUUGCUGAGCCUUGUUUCACUGUCACUAGUUACCGUGAAACUUAUUCACAAAUGAUAUACCCAAUCCUUGACAAGAGCCUUUGGAAGGAACCGGGUGAGGGGGCCGAGGGCGGAGUUGCAAAGGUCGAUAUCACAAUACGCCCUCCCAAAAUCCGUCGUCCACCUGGAAGGCCGAAAAAGAAAGUUCUUAGAGUUGAAAACUUGAAACGCCCAAAGAGAAUUGUACAAUGCGGUCGCUGCCAUUUGUUGGGACACUCUCAAAAGAAAUGCACAAUGCCAAUGUAACAUUCGGUAGAUUGAUGAAUAUAUUAUCUUCCCUCAGAAAUGCAAUAGAAUUAGUGUUAUGUGCAAUCUCAGUUCUCCUGUAACCUCUAGUUGCUGCAAAAUAAGAUACUAAGUUAUUUUUGGCCUAAUUACAUAGUUUCUUUCUCAUUUUCUUU